Clarias gariepinus (North African catfish) is the source of this 676-nucleotide messenger RNA. RefSeq names its product bolA family member 1 (gene bola1). Gene Ontology annotation, cellular component: mitochondrion. The transcript has 2 exons. The record is from RefSeq and is a predicted model, not a curated record. Bases 94 to 519 code for a protein of 141 amino acids. NCBI's taxonomy places the organism in Eukaryota, Metazoa, Chordata, Actinopteri, Siluriformes, Clariidae.
UGCGUCUCUUGCGCAUGUGCAAAGAAGCUCAAGAAGAAGAAGAAGAAGAGUAUCAAUGGUUCCUGUAGCCAUCCUCUUGCUUCUGUGUUCCUGAUGCUCUCCUGUGUUCGCCGGUUCAUCAGUUCCUCAUCCACAGUUCCAUCUCGUCUCAUGGACGCUGCUUCCGGUCGACCGGUCGAGGCUUCCAUUCGCACCAAACUCGCUCAGGCUUUCGGUCCAGAUCACCUGGAGGUGCUGAACGAGAGCCACAUGCACGCGGUGCCUCCGGGCUCCGAGUCCCACUUCAGGGUGCUCGUGGUGAGCUCUCGCUUCGAGGGUUUGUCCCUGCUGCAGCGCCACCGCCUGGUCAACGAGACCCUGAGUCACGAGCUGAGCACCAGCGUCCACGCUCUCGCCAUCCAGGCCAAGACGCCGCAGCAGUGGAGCAGCGACCCGAGCCUGGCCAAGAGCCCGCCAUGCCUCGGAGGAUCCAAACACGACAGCACGGUGGCGCAGAAGCUCAAAACGGGGCUGGACUGAUCUGACCGAGAGACAAGAACGUUCCUUCUGUAUUUAAUGCUGUUUGGAGAGCAGUGUGGAGCUCUUUAGUAGCAUUUACAUUUUUUGUGUGGGUGUGUGUCCAUGUUUUUGUUAGACUUUAAACCCAAUCUACUUAAUAAAAGAAUAAAUGUAUGCA